Messenger RNA from Trichomycterus rosablanca, 981 nucleotides. RefSeq names its product G protein-coupled receptor 34 like (gene gpr34l). The transcript has a single exon. Gene Ontology annotation, cellular component: membrane. Bases 1 to 981 code for a protein of 326 amino acids. Gene Ontology annotation, molecular function: G protein-coupled receptor activity; oxysterol binding. NCBI's taxonomy places the organism in Eukaryota, Metazoa, Chordata, Actinopteri, Siluriformes, Trichomycteridae. Gene Ontology annotation, biological process: G protein-coupled receptor signaling pathway. The record is from RefSeq and is a predicted model, not a curated record.
AUGUCUCAGGGACACAACCUCAGCAAUCAUACCUGUGGAAUAGAGGAUCAAAACCUGUCUCUCUUUCUUCCCAUCACUUACUUGGUCAUUUGCAUUUCUGGGCUCCUUAGCAACACCAUCAGCAUCUUUGUGUUCUUUCUUCGGCGUCAUGCUGACAGCUCCAUGGUGGUGUACAUGCGGCACCUUGCUCUAGCCGACUCGCUGUUGUUCUUGUGUCUGCCCUUGCGAAUUUACUACCACAACAAAGAGGGACCCUUCUUCUUGUGCAAAAUAGUGGGUGUCUUCUUUUACAUCAACAUGUAUGCCAGCAUCUCCUUUCUCAGCCUGAUUAGUCUGGAUCGCUACCUGAAGGUGGUCAAGGCAGUCUGGGUCUUCCGCUUACAAAAGACCCUGUGGAGCCGCAUAGCCAGCUACACUGUCUGGGCCAUCCUUGUUUUAGGAACCAGCCUGUUUUUUGUAAGUAACAAGCAGGAGCACCCAUGCGACAAGAUCUGCUUCCAUUUCCAUGAUAAAGGGCAGUUAGCGGGUGGCAUCAACUUGUUUGUGGUUGCCCUUUUCGUUGUGUUUUUCCUGGGCAUAAUGUUCUUCUAUGUAAAUAUAGCUCUGAAGCUCAAAACUAUGGAAAUGAACAAGGGUGACACAAACGCACAAAAUCGCAAGAAGCAUCUCGUCAUGAAGACUUUCGUGGUACCAGUAAUAUUCACACUGUGCUUUCUCCCGUACCAUUUGGUGCGAGUGCCAUAUGUUCUGGCUCAGAUGAACGUAAUCCAGGAUCUAAACAGGAAGCAACAGUUGCACCACUGGAAUGAGAUCACGCUACUUAUAUCGACUCUUAACAGCUGCCUGGACCCGAUUAUAUAUUACUUCUUGUCUAGUAUGUACAGGAAGACGAUUCUAUGUGCCAUCCAGGGCAAGUUUAAAAACAUGUAUGAUGUAAACAGAAGGCGGAUCAGCAUCAAUCGAUCGAUUACAGAAAUCUAG